CAUCUGCCCACCUGUGACUGUGCAGGCAGUUUGAUGCCUUUAUCAGGCUGGGAACAAGAUCUCGUCUCUUGGGUGCCUCCACAAUGCCAGGUGACGAUUCCAUCAGCACGCUGGGCAUGAUCCUUGGAGUGGGACUGUCUCUGCUGCUCAUGUCCAUCCUAGGCUACAGUUUGGCCAAGUGGUACCAGCGCGGGUACUGCUGGGACGGGCCUAACUUUGUCUUCAACUUAUACCAAAUCCGGAACCUGAAGGACUUGGAGGUUGGACCACCCUUUACCAUCAGCGGUCACAUGAGCAGUACAGAUGGCGGCUACAUGAAGUUUUCCAAUGAAAGAGUCUGAUGGAGCAGUUUCUAGCUUCUGAAGGUCAGGAGAGGUGAGGCCUCACAGUUCCCGCAGCUGCGUGAGUGGGGUUGUUAUUAACCAUCAUGGAAACCAGCAGAGGCAAUCCAAAUUGAGGAGGCAACGAUGGCUCCAGUGUAGAGACAUCUAAAACCACCAAAGCACUGGAGGAAUGGAUGUGGAUCGGGAGUCAUGGAAACAGGGAUCGGGAGUCAUGGAAACAGGGAUCAGGAGUCGUCAUGGAAACAGGGAUCGGGAGUCAUGGAAACAGGAGUCAUUGGGGUGAUUCCUUGGGGUGGGGGGAGUCAUUUUCAGGGUAGUCGAGACAGGGGCUAAG
This is a messenger RNA of Grammomys surdaster, 678 nucleotides long. It is a transcript of the gene Smim35, whose product is annotated as small integral membrane protein 35. Lineage: Eukaryota; Metazoa; Chordata; Mammalia; Rodentia; Muridae. The transcript has 5 exons. The record is from RefSeq and is a predicted model, not a curated record. The coding region runs from base 84 to 341 and encodes 85 amino acids.